AGAGGGGCGCGGGACCGGCCCUGCCACCGACUCGGCGGGAAGGGGUGGGCGGCGGCGUAGCGGGACUGGCCCGGCCCGGCCUGACACGACACGUGUCUGCUUGUGGGUUGCCCGGGCACUCGGCCCUUGUCGGCCCGCACACGCCGCCCAGGGGCCGCGGGCCUACCAUAGCCUCGCGCCCUCCGCCUGUGUGCGCGGAGAGAGACCCGUGUGCAGGCCCGGGAGGGGGACCCCUGCGGGUACCUCGCCGCCCUGCCACCAGGGUGCCCCGAGCCCGCGCUAACCCGGCUCUCCGCCCUCCCAGGAGCCGUGUGGCCGGACAUGGAGUACAUGAAGGCGCCGGUGGCCCCCAGCCAGGGCAACAUCCUGUGCUGCCAGUGUGGCAUCCCAAUCCCACCAAACCCUGCGAACAUGUGCGUGGCAUGUUUACGAACUCAGGUGGAUAUCACAGAAGGAAUCCCCAAACAAGUCACGGUUCACUUCUGCAAACAGUGUGAGAGAUAUCUUCAGCCUCCAGGAACUUGGGUUCAGUGUGCCUUAGAAUCGAGAGAACUUCUAACUUUGUGUCUUAAAAAAAUCAAAGCUUCGCUUAGUAAGGUGCGGCUGAUCGAAGCAAGCUUUGUUUGGACUGAACCACAUUCCAGGAGACUUAAGAUAAAGCUGACAGUACAAAAAGAGGUGAUGAAUGGAGCAAUCCUUCAACAAGUGUUUGUGGUGGAGUAUGUAGUUCAGCCUCAAAUGUGUGAUGACUGUCAUAGAGUUGAAGCUAAGGAUUUCUGGAAAGCAGUGGUUCAGGUCAGACAAAAGACUCUGCACAAAAAAACUUUCUACUAUUUGGAACAAUUGAUUUUAAAACACAGGCUUCAUCAAAAUACGCUUCGGAUCAAAGAGAUUCAUGAUGGCCUGGAUUUCUAUUAUGGUUCAAAGCAACAUGCCCAGAAGAUGGUAGACUUUCUUCAGUGUACAGUUCCUUCCAGAUCAAAAUCAUCCCAGCGUUUGAUUUCGCAUGAUAUUCAUAGCAAUGCCUACAAUUACAAAAGCACUUUCUCGGUGGAGAUUGUUCCAGUAUGUAAGGACAAUGUUGUAUGUCUGUCUCCAAAACUGGCACAGAGCCUUGGGAAUAUGAGCCAGAUCUGUGUGUGCAUCAGAGUAACAAGUGCUGUCCACCUCAUUGAUCCCAACACUCUGCAGAUUGCUGACCUUGAUGGAAGCACUUACUGGCGUCACCCUUUCAAUAGCUUGUUCCAUCCAAAGCAGUUGGAGGAGUUUAUUGUAAUAGAUAUCACCAGGGUCCAAGAGAGAAAACAAGGUGCAGGUGCAGGGAUGAGAUCAAACAAACACACUCUUGCUGAAGCCUGGGUACAGAAAACCUCAGAGAUGAAUACAGAUAAUCAGUAUUUCUGCCGCACUCACUUGGGGCACCUUCUAAAUCCUGGAGACCUAGUCUUGGGAUAUGACUUGGCCAAUUGUAACCUCAAUGACGAAUUUGCAAAUAAGAUGAACCCACACAAUGUUCCUGAUGUGGUUUUAAUAAAGAAGAGUUAUGACCGUACUAAACGCCAGCGUCGCAGGAACUGGAAACUGAAAGAGCUGGAAAGGGACAGAGAAGGCAUGGAUACAGAUGACGAAAGGCAGUACCAGGACUUCCUUGAAGAUCUUGAAGAAGAUGAGACGAUUAGAAGGAAUGUCAAUAUUUAUAAAGAUUCAAAAAUUCCAGUGGAAAGUGACACAGAUGAUGAAGGUGCUCCACGAAUCAGUCUGGCUGAGAUGCUAGAGGAACUCCAUAUCUCCCAGGAUGCCACUGGUGGGGAGGGUUCUGAUAUGAUGACACAAUAAGCAUAUGCAUUAAAUAAAUGCAAUCAUUGUACUCUCUUGAGGAGAAACUAUCCUGCCCAGAAAUAAAUGUAAUGAACUGUUGAACUAAUUGUAGACAUUCAUGUAGUCUUGUGAAUAUAAAAGGCUGUGCACGUAAACAUCUUACCCAUAAAUAAGUGUGUGUGCUAUACAAACUGCUGAUGAGGAUCAGAUUUAGUAAAAUCAAACUCCUGAUGAAGGUGUCACAACAUAAGGCCUGCAAGUUUUUCAGAUGUUCUCCUGCUGCCUUCUCCCUAUGACUUCUGCAAUGUGAGUGCAAGCUGAAACUGCAGGUGUAUCCACAUGAUUGUCUUGAGGUUAAGAUGCAAGAUGAAGAGUCAAGAGCGAUGGGUUCUGUUCCUGAUUCUGCCAGACUUUCUGUAGCUUCCUCUCCUGUAAAAGAGACCUUUAUCUUCUUAACAGGAGAGUUGUUAGGCUAGAUUUGCUUGGAAAGUGCUUUAAGAUCUUUGAAUGGAAGAUGUAAUAUGAAUUUAUUCAGCAAAAUUUCUGGUAAAUACGAGUAAACUGUUUGUUCCUCUAC
This is a messenger RNA of Caretta caretta (loggerhead turtle), 2395 nucleotides long. RefSeq names its product NMD3 ribosome export adaptor (gene NMD3). The record is from RefSeq and is a predicted model, not a curated record. Gene Ontology annotation, molecular function: ribosomal large subunit binding. Gene Ontology annotation, biological process: ribosomal large subunit export from nucleus. Lineage: Eukaryota; Metazoa; Chordata; Testudines; Cheloniidae. Gene Ontology annotation, cellular component: cytoplasm; nucleus.